AUGGCAAAAACUAUAACUUCCCAAGAACCGUACGUAAUUAGAAUAGCCGUAAAAGACUCUGUGUUUUUAUCAACGUUGUUCACGGAGGUGCCCGUAGAGCGUAAGUAAUCCGAAUAGCCGUAAAAGACUCUGUGUUUUUAUCAACGUUGUUCACGGAGGUGCCCGUAGAGCGUGUGUUGCAUUGAUUCAGCUGAAGCUGAACGCACCGCAAGCAAGUACUAGUGUUAACGAUCACUGCAGCACAGAAAAUGCUGAUCAUGCACUUGAUCCGGGCUUAUCUCGCUGGAGGAGCUUUAAUAAGGGUAAUAAUUCCACACGCUAAGAGACCAUAGAGGACAAGAUAACAAACUGAUAAUCAAUCAAAAGGCACAGCGAAGUCGACAGGAGCUGUCGCAGACGUAAAAGCUCAUCGUCAAUACUUGUAUAAAUAUUUGGUGCGGGGUUGGACCGCGGAUGUUUUCUUUGUCUUGUAUCUGUAACAAAUUUUAUCAUAAUUGGUAACUGUCUAUGGAGACUGGGGAAAAAUGAAACAAGCUUGUGCAUGUUGUCCUCAUUGUCAGAUAUUCAUGUAAAGAUUCAAUAGGGCAAAAUUAAGAGAAUAAAAAAACGCCAGCACUCAAUUAAUCCUUUCAUGUAACCAUUCGCUAAUUACUUGUCUGUAUUCAUAAAUGUCCUUCUUCGUACCAAAAUCCUGCUGCUAGUAAAACAUGUAGUGCACUAUUCCACGUUGGUGGUCAUCAGGGGCGAUAAGGCAUAGAUCAUAUCGAUACUCUACAUUUGAUAUAAUUACGUAUUUUUUUUUUACCUCUGGCUGUCAACAUGAAAAACGAAAAAGGGCACACACACUUCUUCUGGUGCGCUACCAGUAUCAUGACUAUCUUUUGGAUAGUUUUCUCAUUUGGUGUGUCGUCGCACUCUCAACCUCUAAAAAUAGUACAUGAUCACAUGUUGAACAACAAUCGUGUACUACUAGUGUAGAAAUUAAUCUUCCUAAUCUUCAUCUUAAUUAAGUUCAAGAAUAUAACCAUGAGGAGCUAUAGUACCGUAGGCAGUCAGCCGCCUGCGGAUUCCCCUCGUGGGAAAAUUAAAAAUCACUGAGAUUCGUGAUCUCGCUGUGCAACUUUUAGUACAGGGUUUAAAAAGAACUGCGAAAGCAUGGAAUGAAAACGCAUCGCCAGCUCCUUCAUUGGGAGUAUUUUUCCGUCCAUGGACACUAACACAUUUGUUACGAGAAGCAUUACGACUAUUCAUCAUCAUCUAAAUACCUCUUAAGCGGGUGUUGCACCCAAAACUUCAUCAUCCAACUUCUUCGUUGAGAGGAAAAGAGGUGUUAUCUCUCAGAAGACAGCUGUAGCUGCGGGCAAU
Molecule: messenger RNA, 1365 nt
Organism: Amoebophrya sp. A25
Lineage: Eukaryota; Dinophyceae; Syndiniales; Amoebophryaceae
Source: the annotation of a GenBank genome assembly